Messenger RNA from Magallana angulata, 544 nucleotides. RefSeq lists its product as uncharacterized. Lineage: Eukaryota; Metazoa; Mollusca; Bivalvia; Ostreida; Ostreidae. The transcript is spliced from 7 exons. The record is from RefSeq and is a predicted model, not a curated record. Bases 100 to 489 code for a protein of 129 amino acids.
UCUGAUUGGAUAGAUGAAACUGUCAUAGUGACGUCAGAUCUUUGUUGUGUUGUGACGUCAUACUUCUUGUAUAGAUUCAUAGUUUAGCAGAUUUCCACGAUGGCUGGGCCUAUCAUUAGACAUACAAAUCAAUAUCCCGAUGCAUACUGGGACGUAAGUUACUACGUUCCUCCCCAUCAAUACACUCCUGCCGAGAUUGAAAUGUACUUAAUCAGCCCCAGACCCCAAUUCCCCCCUCACGAGCCACCAAGACCAGUUCGUGAAUUCUUAAUCGUAUCAAAUUUGGAUGAUUGGUUUGAAGACAUCCUUGAUGAAGCAGAGGAGGAAAUUGUCAUCGAAGCUAUUGCUGAUCCCAUCGCCCACAGGGAUAUUGUUACGGCAUUUUUCAAUGCCACAAAUAUAGAAUAUCCAAAAAAGAAAAAGACAUCAUGGAUAAGGAGGGGCGUUAACUUCUUAAGGAGAGCAAUGGCCCCCUUAAGAAGACGUUGAAUUAAAAAAGGACAUCAAGCACAGAAUGAUGGCUCGAGGGCUCGGAGGAGUAAGU